Brassica napus (rape) is the source of this 2515-nucleotide messenger RNA. RefSeq lists its product as uncharacterized. The coding region runs from base 946 to 1974 and encodes 342 amino acids. The transcript has a single exon. The record is from RefSeq and is a predicted model, not a curated record. NCBI's taxonomy places the organism in Eukaryota, Viridiplantae, Streptophyta, Magnoliopsida, Brassicales, Brassicaceae.
AUUAAUGUUAUGCAGAGGCAAUUUCGAAGAGGUAAAAAAUAUGGAUAAACUAUCCUGGAAAAAUAGUCAAUUCAGGUCCGAUCAAUGCUAGACCAUGAUUAAGAAUUCACUUAAUGGAUUCAAAAUCAUAUUGAAGACAGAUUAUUCAACCAAUACAUCCACAAUAAAGUCCUUAACAGAUUACCACAUCCAUAACUUAAACAAAGCAUGCGAAGAUUAUUACUAUUUUAAGAGGAUGAAUGAAUUUAUUAUCUUCAUUCAAAAAUAUAUUCACAAAACAAAAACAUGCAUUGGUCUAUUUUUAUUGAAUCAAUUAGUGAAAAUCACUUAUAUGAUUUCUCUUUGACCUAAGAAACUUCGAAACAAAGUAAUACAUUACUGUUACUAACCACUACCAACUAAAUAAAAAAACAAUUUUGAACUCAGAAAAUAAAACAUACGAACCCGGCGCGUAGCGCCGGAAUACCACUAGUAAUCAAUAUAUCAGCCCCAUCUCUUGCCAUAUGCAAGAAGUGCAUUUGCGAUGUGGUUUUUCGUAAUCGAGUUCUCACGUUAAAAUUUAGAACAGUUAAAAUUGUUGUUACGCUUAAUGAAUAAUUAGAUUUAUUAAUUAGAUUAUUGAUCAUAAUUUAAUAAAAUAAAAAAAUUAACCAAAAAUUAAAACAAAAUUAAAGGUUAUUUCUAUAUACAUUUUGUUGUUAUCCAGAAAAUUAAUAAUCAGAAAACACAUAACUAAAAGUAAUAAUCAAAUAAAAUUUUAAAAUUUAUAUAAUAUUGAAUGAUUUCAAAGAUAUAUUUAUCGAUAAUGAAUAUAUCGUACAAAUAGUUUGCCCUAUGUAAAACCUCUCAAGCCCAUUUUCCUAUGCACGCCGCUUUGAUGGAUCUCAUCCGCUUCAACUCCGCCGUUCAGCCUUCCUCCUCCUGAAGCAGAUCUUCUCUUCCGCCAUGCUCCUGAUGGUGACUGCUCCUGCCCCGUCGCGUUUCAGGCCUCUUCCCGACCCACCACCAUGUAAGCUUUUUUGGUUUGAAUCUCUCUCUCCCACCAUUCCGCCGGACCCACCAGACCCUCCCGACGCUUCCUCUGUUCUCGCUCUGUUUCAAUUCCUCAACGCCGCCGCCAGCCUUUCAUCCCAUGCGUUUCCCAAAAUCCAAGAUCUGGAGUCUCAUUCGCCAAUUUUGACGAGUAAGAUGAGAGGCGGAGACACUCAUCACUUGUCUGUUGGUGUCUCAUCUUUUGUCUCUGGGCGUCGAUGUACUGCUGGAUGCAGUUUGUUAUACCACCGGCGCACAGUGUGGUCUCCUUUUCGAUCAUGUCCUGAUGUUCUCUUCCAGGUUUGCCUCUGCGCUUCACUGUCGGUUCAUUAUUCUGUUGAAUGGUAUGAAACACGGGUUGUAUGGGAGGCACUGGAUAUGUGGAUCAUGGUCUUAAUUUGUGAUAUUCCGAUGGAGUCUUUCUCCUUAGAUUCUACUCUUGUGCUCGUUAGUAGCAUCUAUAUGGCCUCAGUGCCAAUCUCAACUGCAGUAUGCAGUUUGUUUCUUGUGUUCAAUCUGGCUCUUUGUGCUAUGUUGGUGUGUGUUUCUUCUUGGUGGCAGAUUGAAGAAACACUAUCUAUGAUAUUCCUUCUGUUGAAGCCGGUUGAGACGAGUACUUUUCUCUUGGGUGUUUCCUGUCUGAAGCAGUCUAUUUUCCCAAUAUUUCUUCAUGUAUGGAGCGAAUUGGAUGAACAAGCAUUGCUGGUAUUGCAAGGAUUUUCCUCCCAGCUAGUGCAUUUUUCUGCCUUUGAGGCAGUGAUUGUGACCCUUUGGGUUACACUGGAUGCAAUUUGUCAAAAAGCCUAUGAAAUUGUUGUUAUGCAGUUUUUAUGGUCUUCUUUUGUAAGUUGUUUUCUUAAGCUAUAUCUCUAUUAUUCAGUCAGUUUAUUUGUCUGUUUGGCUUGCUAUGGCCUUGUUGUAUACUCCUAUAAUGGAGUUUAAACUCGUUUCAGUAUAAUGGAAGUAUGGUUUGAUCAAAAAAAAUCGUACAAAUAGUUUCAAAAUAUUUAUAAUACGUGAGAAUUUUUAAAUGAAGACAUAAACAAUAACUUAUUAUGAUAAUCUUUUAACUAGUAAUAAUUCAAGUAUUAAUUAGUAAUUAUAAAUGUUUAUGUCCGCAUGUGCGAGUAAAAUACCUAGUAAAAUAAAAUUUUGAAUAUGAUCCAAUCCAUUGUAGCAUACGGGCCUGCAAUAUAUAAACCAUAAAUGAGAAUUUAUCUCAAUUUAUUUUCGCUCUUAAUUUUUUUGGCUUUCUUCAAAAUUAAUUUACGAUUGUUCAAAACCGUUGCAGAAACCACUAUACGUCCUCGCUCACUCAAGAGCUACAUGUUCUGCAUGUAUAAACAGAACUACGAAACUCGAAACAGCAUCCAAAACCAGAAUAGACAAGAGUGACAAGACAAUGUUUAGAGAACAACGAUAUGUCUUUUUUUUUUACUAUCACAACCAGUGAUAAGCUCUUUAACUAUCAUAUGCAUGCUUA